AUGUACCUGGUCACAGUGCUUGGGAACCUGCUCAUCAUCCUGGCUGUCAUCUCUGACUCCCACCUCCACACCCCCAUGUACUUCUUUCUCUCCAACUUGUCCUUGGCUGACAUCUGUUUCAUCUCCAUCACAGUCCCAAAGAUGAUCGUAGACAUCCAGAGUGAAAGCAGAGUCAUCUCCUAUUUCAGCUGUCUGACACAGAUGUCCCUUUUUGUUAUUUUUGCAUGUAUGGAUGAUAUGCAUCUUAGUGUAAUGGCCUAUGACAGGUUUGUGGCCAUCAGCCAUCCCUUACAUUAUUCAGCCAUCAUGCACCCUUGCCUCUGUGGCUUCCUAGUGUUGGUAUCAUUUUCGAUUAGCCUUUUGGACUCACAGUUGCACAAUUUGAUUGCCUUACAAUUUAUCUACUUCAAGGACAUAGAAAUUUCCAAUUUCUUCUGUGACCCUUCUCAACUUCUGAAUCUUGCUUGUUCUGGAUCUUUUAGGAAUAAUAAGGUUAUUUAUUUUCUUGGUAUCAUAUUUGGCAUUUAA
Molecule: messenger RNA, 528 nt
Organism: Heterocephalus glaber (naked mole-rat)
Lineage: Eukaryota; Metazoa; Chordata; Mammalia; Rodentia; Bathyergidae
Source: RefSeq, a predicted model, not a curated record